Messenger RNA from Marchantia polymorpha subsp. ruderalis, 1314 nucleotides. The record is from the annotation of a GenBank genome assembly. NCBI's taxonomy places the organism in Eukaryota, Viridiplantae, Streptophyta, Marchantiopsida, Marchantiales, Marchantiaceae.
ACAUUCCGAGAUCAAUGUCAAUGCGGGUCUCUCAAACAACCCAGACAAACUCAUGCAUGGGCCGCUAUAAGAGCAGCGCUAUCGACUAUCCAAGACAACUCAAUCUCCCUCCCUCAGCUGCAAUCCGCGCUUGCAUCCACACACCACAAUCUGGGCUCUGAUUUUCUGCACACUUGUUGGCACUUUCAAACAGGGGAGAAGAAUACAGCUGGGAUUGGAGCCGUGCAUAUCCCAUUCGGGAAUUCGACUUUGAAACCCUGAGUUUUGUUUCCUUCCAUUGUAAUCAUGGCGGGAGUUCAAGGAAAGUUGAUCACAAUUAUGGUUCUCGCUAGUAUCUUGCAAAUUGCAUCUGCUGUAACAUACACCGUGGGCGAUGCUGUUGGCUGGACAUUUGUAGAAAGUGCAACAUUCUACGACGACUGGGCCAAAACCCACACUUUCAGAGUCGGCGAUGAGCUCGAUUUCGUGUAUAGCUUUCCGGCUCAUGAUGUUUUCCAAGUAAGUGAGACAGAUGUGGCAAGCUGCACGAAUGCAACCACCAUCCAAAAGUGGGAGUUCUCCAACGCGAAGGUCACUCUCAACAGCGUUGGGUACCAUGGCUACAUCUGCUCACUUCCCAGCCACUGCAGCCCCGGAAACAUGAAGAUGAGUUUGCAAGUUGUUGCUGCGGACGAAACAGUGAGCGAGCAGUUUGCAGAUGCACCUGCAGGGCCACCAACUGCCGGUGAUACACCUGGAAACAGCGGCUUUACUCUACAAUCCGGAUCUGCUCUGAUGUUCGGAACCGUAGCAGCUGCUUUGGUAGCUCUCCUGAGUUAGACUCCAAAACCCAAACGCUAGUUUUGCUUCUCUGCUUGAUACUACUUUGCGUUGUCAGCAGAAAAGUACGAAAUUUUCUGAUCUCAGUCAGUUCAAGUUCAUUUUUACGACACAUUUUGUACAAUUGAUAGCACCGGGCCUGAGAUAAAAGCCACACAUUUACAACUCCAUUAGGUCAAACGUAGUUUUUUGCGGUAAGUACAAGGAGAGUUAAAAUAGGAAAUGAUUCUUCUUUAUCUCCCCUUGUACUUACCGCAAAAAAUAACGACAAAAUUCGAUUCAAACCUUUACUUUGUAAACUACCAAGAUGGACUAAGCGUGUAUCCAUUUUAACCUUGCCUUAUAAAGCUGGCUCGCAGAGCUUCUAGUCUAAGUCUAUGUGGGGAUACCCUGCCCCCACCUGUAGCUCCGCCCUUGUCUGCGUGCACGAGUUCUUUGAUCUACAAGAACCGGACCUGACUUGGUGAGAUCGCCAGGCUUGCCAGGACUGACAGA